AGCCUCAAAUAUGAAGUUUGUGAAUCUCUUUGGACGUUUGAAAGCUAACAUUAUUGGCAUGAUUCACGUUCGAGCCUUGCCGGGCACCCCACUGUGCAAGGCAACUGUUCCCGAGAUUACCGAGGAGGCAUGCCGAGAAGCGGAAAUUUACCACCAAGCAGGACUUGACGGUUUGAUCAUUGAGAACAUGCAUGACGUUCCUUACACUUUUAACGUGGGCCCAGAAGUGUGUGCUUCGAUGACAGCUGUGUGUGCUGCAGUGAGAGGCAUGUAUCCCUCCCUCCCCCUUGGAAUCCAGAUCCUGUCUGCUGCUAACCAGGCUGCUUUGGCUGUUGCUCUUGCUUCAGGGCUUGAUUUUAUCCGUGCUGAGGGUUUUGUCUUCUCUCACGUUGCUGAUGAGGGUUUGUUAAAUGCAUGUGCUGGAGAUCUCUUGCGAUAUCGGAAACGGAUCGGAGCGGAAAACGUGCAGGUUUUUACGGACAUUAAAAAGAAGCACAGUGCUCACUCCCUGACCUCUGACGUGAGUGUAGCUGAGACAGCCAGAGCAGCUGAGUUCUUCCUCUCUGACGGGCUCAUAGUGACUGGAACCGCCACCGGAGUCCAAACAGACCCGGCAGAACUCAGAGAAGUGGCACAGUCUGUAAGAAUUCCAGUUUUGAUUGGCUCAGGAGUGACUCAUGACAACUUGGAACAUUACCUUGAUGCUAAUGCAAUGAUCAUUGGCUCUCAUUUUAAGAAAGGAGGCUACUGGGCCAAUGGCGUGGAUCCAGAAAGGGUGAAGAAGUUCAUGGGAAAACUACAUGAACUCAGGAAAUGAAGAGAGCAUGAAUGAUGCUGGAUUUAAAUUUGUGGAUCACAGCAGAUUUGAGGUGCUAACAGGUCAAAUGUUCUUUGGUGUGUGUGUGUACAAAACAAACCUGAUGUAAUGAUACUGAUGCAAGCCCAUUUAACUAACCGAAUAAAGUAUCAGACCAUA
This is a messenger RNA of Chanos chanos (milkfish), 976 nucleotides long. RefSeq lists its product as uncharacterized. The transcript has 6 exons. The record is from RefSeq and is a predicted model, not a curated record. The coding region runs from base 11 to 817 and encodes 268 amino acids. NCBI's taxonomy places the organism in Eukaryota, Metazoa, Chordata, Actinopteri, Gonorynchiformes, Chanidae.